Messenger RNA from Heterobasidion irregulare TC 32-1, 758 nucleotides. RefSeq lists its product as uncharacterized. The transcript has 2 exons. NCBI's taxonomy places the organism in Eukaryota, Fungi, Basidiomycota, Agaricomycetes, Russulales, Bondarzewiaceae. Bases 51 to 467 code for a protein of 138 amino acids. The record is from RefSeq and is a predicted model, not a curated record.
AGCAUCCCUCCACCCUGCCCACUCUCCCCGGCCCUCACAACCCAUUGCCCAUGCGGCAAAUACCCUCCUCCACGCCCUUUUCCCCCCCCUCCCCCCCUGCAGCCCGUUUCCCCCACACAGCCUGCACCGACCCUAUCCCAACCUGCACCUUCUCUGCCUCAAGCCCCUAUCCGGCUGCGCGCACGCAUGCGCAACGCGCUGCCGCGCCGCCUCCUGUGCUCGUCCCUUCAGCCUCUCCCCACGUCCCUAUACCGCCCGCCGUCCUUGCCUGCACGCAUCAGAGAUGCUUGGCAUCAAGCACGCCACAGCGGGCGAGUUCUACAGGAUGCAUGGCUCGCGCGCGCAGUCGAGAACCUCAAUACGAGAUCUCCGCGGUUGACAAGUCAAGGUGUAGAAACGGGCGUGUGCUGCCGCAGACAGUACGCGGGUGCUGGCUUCGCCGACGAUUCCCUGCCCCCGUCAAGUGAGAGCGGCUAGGCUGACCUGAGUUGAAGCCAUGGGGCUAGUAGUGAAGGAUUAUUCUUAUUUGCAAAGUGAGCACUCCCUUCCCAUUACGUCGAUGCCGAGUCCGAGUAUGACAGAGAUACGACGACACUUCCCAACCGCCUCAUCCAUUGCAUGUAUACUAUAUGCGCGCUACCGCUUGUCGCUACUUUUGAUGUACCUCCUCUAUCUGUAGUUAGAUUCUUUUUUUAUGCAUAGAUCGCGGUCUUGCAAAUUGUCUCUUCCUCUCCCAUUGGAGAAGAGAUUAUGUUUUU